AUGCGCCAUCACGUGCAUUUGGUGGGCGAGAUCAAGGGCACAUGGAAGCCGGAGGAAGAUGAGGCCCUACGCAGGGCCGUGGACCGCGCGGGCGACAAGAACUGGAUGGCCGUGGCGCGCGAGGUCAACAUGGCGCUGGCCUACGAGGGCGGCGGCCGCACCGCCAAGCAGUGCCGCGGCCGCUACAUGCACCACCUGAAGCCCGGCCUCAAGCGCGGCCCCUGGACCUGGGAGGAGGAGGAGACGCUGGUGCGCAGCCACCAGCUGCUGGGCAACUCCUGGUCCAAGAUCGCCAAGUACCUACCGGGCCGCACCGAGACUGACAUCAAGAACCACUGGAACUGCACCCUGCGCAAGAAGAUGCCGUGGGACGACGUCCACCGCAGCCCCCUGCAGCGCUACCAGCUCGCCCACGGCCUCUCCACCGGCCGCGCCGCCAUGGCGCGCGUCCCCGGCGGCCCCUCCCCCCCGCGCCUCGGCGGCCACGGCGGCUACGACGACGGCGACGAGGGCGAGGACGACGUCGCGGCCGCGGGCAUGGGUGACGGCAGCGGCGGCGGCGGCGUGCCGUUCGCGGCCUACCCGCCGGACGUGCUGGUGGCCGCGCAGGACGCCGCGGCCGAGCUGCUGGAGUCGGACGCCGGCCGCACGAUGACGCCAGACGUGGCGGCCGCGGUGCUGGCGAGCCGCGGGCACCCGUUUGACGUCGCGUUCACGGCGGUGCUGCUGCAGCUGCAGCACUCGGUCGAGGCGGCCGCCGCGGCCAGCCUGGACGCGGCCGCGGAGGUGCAGGCCGACGGCGGCCCCGACGGGGAAGAGGGCGGCGCCGGCGCCGGCGGCGGCGCGGAGGUUGGCGCGGACGACGACGGCCGCGCCGCCGCGGGCCACCAGCUCGCGUUGAAGGCGGACAGCGACGCCGGCCACGCCCUGGAACCCGGCGGCGACGGACACGGCGGCAGCCAGGGCGACGGCGGCGGCGGUGGCUCGCUCGCCGCGGCGGUCGCCGCGCUCGCCGGGCUCGCCGCGCACCGCGACCCGGCCGCGCCUUCGCCGCCGCCGCCGCUGCCGUUGGCAGGCCCCUCCGUCCUUGCGGCCCCGCUCGCGCCGGUGCCCUCCAGCGGCAGCGGCGGCCUGCCGCUCCUGCUGACCGCGGCGCCGGCGCCGCCGGCCGCCCUGCCGCUGGUCGCGGCGCUGGCGUCGGAGGGCUCGCCCAGGGACGUCCUGCGGCGCGUGGCGGCCGUGCUGACCGCGCUCGCCGACGGCGCGGAGGCGCGCGCAAACGGCGGCACGGGGGUUGCGGUCGACGCUGCAGACGCUGACGUGGCGCUGGAGUACCUGAGGGAGCGGCUGGGGCUGGGGCAGGCUGGCUCUGGGUGCGACGCCGAGAUGCAGCCCGGCCUGCCCAGCGUCACGCAGGCGGCGACGCCGUCGCUGCCGCCGCCCGCGCUGCCGCUGCCGCGGGCGCUGCAGCGGCAGAAGCGCGCCGCCGACGAGGGCGUGCCCGCGCCAGCGGCCAAGCGCGCGGCGCUGGGCGGCGCUGGCGCCGCCAACGGCAUGUUUGUGGCGGAGGCCCCCACGGUGCCGCGCGCCGCAAUGGCGCAGUUGGUUGCGCCGCCGCUGCUGCCCCAGCUGGUGCCCCUGGGCAGCUUCACGGCGUCCGCCUCAGGCGCGCUGCCCCUGCCCGUGGUCGCGCCGCGACCCGAGCCGGCCGCGGCGGCGGCCGACGCUGCUGCGGCUGCGGCCGCUGCGGUGAGCGGCGCGGAGAUCCGCGCCGCGAUGGCCGCGGCGAUGGCGGGCGGCGACAGCGAUGAGGAAGAUGAGGAGGAGGGUGACGAUGAGGAGGAAGACGAGCAGGAGGGGGACGGAGGUGCAGAGUGCGCGGGGGACAGCAAGGGCGGCGUCGACGCCGCAGCCGGUAGCUCCGGGGCGAGCAGCAGCGGGGCUGCGCCUCACUCUGAGGGUUGA
Monoraphidium neglectum is the source of this 1965-nucleotide messenger RNA. Its product is annotated as Myb-related protein Zm1. Gene Ontology annotation, cellular component: nucleus. NCBI's taxonomy places the organism in Eukaryota, Viridiplantae, Chlorophyta, Chlorophyceae, Sphaeropleales, Selenastraceae. The coding region runs from base 1 to 1965 and encodes 654 amino acids. The record is from RefSeq and is a predicted model, not a curated record. Gene Ontology annotation, biological process: regulation of DNA-templated transcription. The transcript is spliced from 4 exons. Gene Ontology annotation, molecular function: DNA-binding transcription factor activity, RNA polymerase II-specific; RNA polymerase II cis-regulatory region sequence-specific DNA binding.